CUAUUUUAGUGAGCCACUCACAUGAGCGUUGGAAUCUAUAUAUCUACCCUCUUUCAUCCCUUCUCAUCUCAGAAAAAGACGGCUGUGGGUAUAUGUCACCUACCUGAGAAGAUUUAAAACAGAGAACUGCAACCAUGUCUGAAGCGCCUUCGAAACCAAAGCCAAAAAUCUCUGCAUCACGCAGACUGUUUUUGAAGACCAAACUGCUAAAAAAGGCCACAACUUUGCUUGAGAAUGAUAAGCAAGUCAGAAAAGAUGAAAGAGAGAGGAUCCUCUCUGAAAGAGUGCCAGCCCUCCAGGUGUCGGGUCUGUCUUUGCAGGAAUUACAGAAUCUUUGCAAGGAGCUACACCAGAAAAUUGAUAAGGCUGAUGAAGAGCGCUAUGAUGUUGCUGCUAAAGUGACAAUAAAUGACAAAGAGAUACAGGACCUGUCUCAAAAGAUCUUUGAGCUGAAAGGCAAAAUGAAGAGACCAAACCUGAGGAGGGUGAGGGUGUCUGCAGAUGCCAUGCUGGGAGCUCUGUUGGGUGCAAAGGUCAAAGAGUCUGUGGACUUCAAGGCCAACCUCAAGACUGUGAAGAAGGAGGAAGAAAAGAAAGAAGAGGUGACUGACUGGCGUAAGAAUGUGGAUGCCAUGUCUGGAAUGGAGGGCAGGAAGAAGCUGUUUGAUGCUGGGCAGUAGAUUUGAAGUGAAGGUGUUUGCUGUAGUAAAACAGAUGGAGACAGUUACUUUCCUUUCAAUUAUGUUCACUUUAUAAUGAAUUAAGUGAAAACAGAGACCAGUUGAAUGGCACAGUUCAUGUUUGUAACUGGCAAUAGUGAACAUAUUGACUUAGAUUUUCUAUUAAUACAUAUUGUUUUUUGUAUUAUGAAAACAUAUGUAUUUCAUAUAUUAGAGCACUUAAUCGUAUUUGAAGUUUUUAGUACAUUAUAUUCGUCUGAAAUUAGUGCUACUGUUGUUUGUCCAUUUCUCUUGAAUAAUGUUGCAGUGCUGUUUGACCUUUUAUAUACAUAAAAUCACCAAUGUUCACAGGGAAUACAAAUUAACUUAAUCUUUAUCUACAAUAUCUUAUCUAUAUUAUUCCUAUCUUGCUUUAAGCACAGGCUCCUUUGAUAAACUGGACUGAUAAAGAGAAUGGAUACACAUUCCAGAGGCAACUUAUUAUUGAGUCAGCUGUCAAACCAUUUAAAAUGAAUGUGAUCACUUACACAUUA
Melanotaenia boesemani (Boeseman's rainbowfish) is the source of this 1213-nucleotide messenger RNA. RefSeq names its product troponin I4b, tandem duplicate 3 (gene tnni4b.3). The transcript has 8 exons. The coding region runs from base 135 to 680 and encodes 181 amino acids. Gene Ontology annotation, biological process: muscle contraction. Gene Ontology annotation, cellular component: troponin complex. NCBI's taxonomy places the organism in Eukaryota, Metazoa, Chordata, Actinopteri, Atheriniformes, Melanotaeniidae. The record is from RefSeq and is a predicted model, not a curated record.